UUUCCUCUCUCUCUCUCUCUCUCUCUAUAUAUAUAUAUAUAUAUGUAUAUCUCUUUCUCUCUCAUCAAUCUGAGCUGAGUGUGGAGCUCCACAGUUACAGAGAGUAGAGAGUGGCAGCAGAGGACAUGAUGAUGAAGCUCCUUCUGCUCUGCUUCUUGUUGGUGUUGUUGAGCAAUACGACGCCGACUUCGGCAGGCAAUGUCACCUACGAUCGCCGCUCUCUCUUAGUCAAUGGCGGACGGAAGCUCAUCAUCUCCGCCGCCAUUCACUACCCCCGCAGCGUUCCCGCGAUGUGGCCGGGGCUUGUUCAAACUGCGAAGGAAGGAGGUUGUGAUACGAUUGAGACCUAUGUCUUUUGGAAUGGUCAUGAACCUACUCAGGGCAAUUAUUACUUUGGUGGACGAUAUGAUCUGGUCAAGUUUGUGAAGAUUGUUCAGCAGGCCGGUAUGUAUCUGAUUCUUCGGAUCGGGCCCUUCGUCGCUGCCGAAUGGAAUUUCGGUGGGAUACCUGUUUGGCUGCAUUAUGUGAAUGGUACUGUAUUCAGGACUGACAAUGAGCCCUUUAAGUACCAUAUGCAGAAGUUCACCACAUUUAUUGUCAACUUAAUGAAGCAGGAGAAGCUCUUUGCGCCUCAGGGAGGUCCUAUUAUCUUGACCCAGAUAGAAAAUGAAUAUGGGUACUAUGAAGGUGCUUAUGGAGAUGCAGGGAAAAGGUAUGCCAUGUGGGCUGCUAGCAUGGCUGUCUCUCAGAAUAUAGGCGUCCCUUGGAUAAUGUGCCAACAAUUUGAUGCUCCUGAAACUGUGAUUAAUACUUGUAACUCCUUCUACUGCGAUCAGUUCACUCCUAUUUUCCCCAACAAGCCUAAAAUUUGGACUGAGAAUUGGCCCGGAUGGUUUAAAACUUUUGGGGCCCCGGAUCCUCACAGGCCAGCUGAAGAUGUUGCCUUUUCAGUUGCACGUUUCUUUCAAAAAGGCGGUAGCGUACAUAACUACUACAUGUAUCACGGUGGAACAAAUUUUGGUCGCACGUCUGGUGGACCAUUCAUUACUACAAGUUACGACUACGAAGCACCAAUUGAUGAAUAUGGGUUACCCAGGAACCCAAAAUGGGGACACCUUAAGGAACUCCACCAAUCUAUAAAAGCAUGUGAGCAUUUUUUGCUCAAUGGUGAACCAACUAAUAUAUCGCUGGGUCCUAACCAAGAGGCUGAUGUUUACACGGAUUCUUCUGGAGCAUGUGCUGCCUUUAUCUCUAAUACAGAUGAUAAAAAUGAUAAGACCAUAGAAUUCCGAAACUCAUCGUAUCAUCUGCCUGCAUGGUCUGUUAGCAUUUUGCCUGAUUGCAAGAACGUAGUUUUCAACACAGCAAAGGUUGGAACCCAAACCGCUGUAGUCGAAAUGGUACCCGGGGAAGACUUGAAUACUCUUAAAUGGGAGGUGUUUGUGGAGAAAGCUGGGAUAUGGGAUCAAGCUGAUUUUGUCAAAAAUGGUUUUGUGGAUCAUAUCAAUACCACAAAAGAUACCACUGACUACCUAUGGUAUACAACAAGUAUAUACGUCGAUGAAAAUGAAGGUUUUUUAAAGAAAGGAAGCCAACCAGUUCUUCUAGUUGAAUCAAAGGGUCAUGCUCUCCAUGCCUUUGUGAACCAGGAACUUCAAGGAAGUGCAUCUGGAAAUGGCACACAUUCACCUUAUAAAUUUAAAAAGCCUAUAUCUCUGAAAGCUGGGAAGAAUGAAAUUGCUUUACUAAGCAUGACAGUUGGCCUUCAGAAUGCAGGAUCAUUUUAUGAAUGGGUUGGAGCAGGACUAACAAACGUUGAAAUUUCGGGAUUCAACAAUGGGACAGUAAAUUUGUCUAAUUCUACUUGGACGUACAAGAUUGGUUUGCAAGGAGAGCAUUUAGGAAUAUACAAGGAAGAUGGUAUGACUAAGGUAAACUGGAUUGCAACCUCAAGACCACCAAAGAAACAGCCUUUAACAUGGUACAAGGCUGUUAUAGACCCUCCACCGGGGGAUAAACCUGUGGGGCUUGAUAUGCUUCACAUGGGAAAAGGUCUAGCUUGGUUGAACGGAGAAGAAAUAGGAAGAUACUGGCCUAGGAAGAGCUCUACACUUCAAAAAUGUGUUCACGAAUGUGAUUACAGAGGGAAAUUCAUGCCUGAUAAAUGCUUUACAGGAUGUGGAGAACCAACUCAAAGAUGGUACCAUGUACCGCGGUCUUGGUUCAAGCCAUCAGGAAACAUUCUGGUGAUCUUUGAGGAGAAAGGUGGAGAUCCAUCAAAAAUCACAUUCUCGAGACGGAAAACCAAUGGCUUAUGUGCUCUUGUCGCAGAGGAUCACCUGUCUUUCAUACCUGAAUCUUGGCAGAAAGAUGGAAGUGAAAGCAACAGAACUAUUAAUCCAAGUGUCCACUUGAAAUGUCCUGAGAAUACCCUCAUAUCUGCAGUCAAGUUUGCCAGCUUUGGAACUCCCACAGGAAGAUGUGGAUCAUACUCAAAGGGAGAAUGCCAUGAUCCUGAUUCUAGUUCACUGAUUGAAAAGAUUUGUCUAAAUAAAAACAAAUGUACCGUAGAGUUGAGUAAAGAAAAUUUCAGUAAGAGUUCGUGCCCCGGUGUUAGCAAGAAACUUGCAGUAGAAGCAGUGUGCGGAUGAAAGUGUUAAUCAGCACCAGGUUUGAUAGGAGGAACAAGUAUUGUUAGUUUUAUUUAUGGGAUAAAAGAGAUAAAAGGCUCUAUUUUGUGUUUUUUUUUUUUUAAAUAUAUAUUUUCAUCUUCCUGUUAUAGAAGAAUGUAGCAGGAAGCACUGCGCUAUGGAUGUUUUAUUUUUUAGUUAUUAAUUAUAAGAUGUAAUGCAUGCUUUAACUGGCUCUAAGCCAAUUAUUCAGCAAAAAAAGGAACUAUUUAUUAGUUCAUGUGCAUGACAAGAAGACUUCCAAAAUGGGAACAGUGUUGUUUAGCUUAAAACAAAGUAACAGAA
Molecule: messenger RNA, 2975 nt
Organism: Morus notabilis
Lineage: Eukaryota; Viridiplantae; Streptophyta; Magnoliopsida; Rosales; Moraceae
Product: beta-galactosidase 10
Exons: 19
Coding region: 126-2651 (841 amino acids)
Biological process (GO): carbohydrate metabolic process
Cellular component (GO): vacuole; cell wall
Molecular function (GO): beta-galactosidase activity; carbohydrate binding
Source: RefSeq, a predicted model, not a curated record